CAAAUGAAUGUAAACUCAACUCUAAGAGUUAAUAUUAAGACCACAUGAAAAGUUAAUUUACUUUUGUGUUUAUUGUAAAUUUAAUUUAAUUUAAUUUAAUAAUUAGUUUACCUAUUGUGUUGAUCUAUUCCUUUAUUUUCCCUUGAAAUUAAUUAAACGAAAGGUAAUUUGUUAAAACCUUAAAAAAUUAACAAUGGUUCGUAUGAAUGUUUUAGCUGAUGCUCUCAAGUCCAUCAACAAUGCAGAGAAACGAGGUAAACGCCAAGUGUUAAUACGUCCAUCAUCUAAGGUAAUAAUUAAAUUCCUUAAGGUAAUGAUGAAACAUGGUUACAUUGGUGAAUUUGAAAUUGUAGAUGACCAUCGAGCCGGUAAAAUUGUAGUAAACCUUACUGGAAGGUUAAAUAAAUGUGGUGUUAUAGCUCCAAGAUUUGAUGUUGAAUUAAGGAACAUUGAAACUUACAUGAGGAAUCUAUUGCCAUCUCGUCAAUUUGGUUAUUUUGUUUUAACAACAUCAGGAGGAAUCAUGGACCAUGAGGAAGCCCGUCGCAAGCAUCUUGGAGGAAAAAUAUUAGGAUUCUUCUUCUAAACAAAACAACAACAAUAAAUAUUAACUCAUUGAAACAAAAUAACCAACUUUCUAUAUACAAACACCAACACAAAAAAACAUCCAUGUGGAAACAAUAAAUCUGUUACAUAGGGUUGAUAA
This is a messenger RNA of Panonychus citri (citrus red mite), 706 nucleotides long. Its product is annotated as 40S ribosomal protein S15Aa. Gene Ontology annotation, molecular function: structural constituent of ribosome. Gene Ontology annotation, cellular component: cytosolic small ribosomal subunit; ribosome. NCBI's taxonomy places the organism in Eukaryota, Metazoa, Arthropoda, Arachnida, Trombidiformes, Tetranychidae. The transcript has a single exon. The record is from RefSeq and is a predicted model, not a curated record. Gene Ontology annotation, biological process: translation. Bases 194 to 586 code for a protein of 130 amino acids.